Molecule: messenger RNA, 428 nt
Organism: Drosophila bipectinata
Lineage: Eukaryota; Metazoa; Arthropoda; Insecta; Diptera; Drosophilidae
Product: acylphosphatase-2
Molecular function (GO): acylphosphatase activity
Source: RefSeq, a predicted model, not a curated record
ACGUAUCAGGAUGCACCAGCAGGCAGAGACGAUAUUCACGUGCGGCUUCGAGAUCUUCGGGAGAGUCCAGGGGGUGCGGCUGCGCAAACAGACCCUAGAACUGGCCACCGUUAAUCAGGUGCGCGGUUGGGUGAUGAACACCGACAAGGGCACGGUCAAGGGUCAGCUGGAGGGCACCCUGCAGAAGGUCAAUGAACUCAAGUUCUGGCUCCUUAACUGUGGCAGUCCCCGUGCCAUAAUCGAACGGGCCGAGUUCACACCAACGAAGGAGAUCGUCACCCAUACGUUUAGUGGAUUCUCGAUCCGUUAUCAUCAUGCUCCUGUCUAGCUUUCUUCCAAAUCUUAGAUGUGUAAUUGCUUGUUUGGAACUUCAAAAUUGUGUCGUCAAUAGAAACUGCGGAUAUCAUUUGUAAAACCUCAAAAAUAAA